Molecule: messenger RNA, 1375 nt
Organism: Haliotis rubra (blacklip abalone)
Lineage: Eukaryota; Metazoa; Mollusca; Gastropoda; Lepetellida; Haliotidae
Product: peptidylglycine alpha-hydroxylating monooxygenase-like
Exons: 12
Coding region: 53-1066 (337 amino acids)
Cellular component (GO): extracellular region
Molecular function (GO): copper ion binding; oxidoreductase activity, acting on paired donors, with incorporation or reduction of molecular oxygen, reduced ascorbate as one donor, and incorporation of one atom of oxygen
Source: RefSeq, a predicted model, not a curated record
CCACGCUUCCCAUUCAUAUCCUCGACGCUGUCAAUAGAACACGCCUUGUGCGAUGCUCUCGUACAGCUGCCUUCGUGUCGGCCUAAUGGUGUUUAUUUGGGGGAUACUUUAUCCUCCUUCAGAUGCCAGGGGUGUGAAGACUCUGCGAGUUGCGUAUGGGAACAGUUUAAAGGAAGAACAUACAUGUACUGCGCUACCACUGGCGGAGGACAAUGAAGAGUACAUAGUAACAUUUGACCCGAAGGCUGACCCAUCCCGCGUCCUUCACCUCAGCGUUCAAGUGUGCGAUGGCAUUCCAGGUCAUGAACUUUUGUGGUCAUGUGGUGAUGGAGUCCCCGGAUGUAUUGGAAACAUCAGGCCAGUGUAUGUGUGGGGUAUGAACUCCACAACAUGGCGACUACCACCAGACACGGCUAUUCCUGUGGGCGGCGCUUCUGGUGGGCGCUUUAUCGUGCUCCAGGCUCAUAUACACAACCCACAUCAUACAAGUAGAACGAUGUCGUCUCACCCACCGUACGCUGAGGUCAAACUCCAUGUCUCCACUCGCAGGCCUCGCUUCGAAGUUGGUCUGAUGAUUUUGGGUAACACUGGCUUCAUCCCUCCACAGCAAACGAGUUUUGUUUCUGAGAGCGCAUGCCCAUGGAAUUCUGUCCAAUCAGCGUUUGUCCUCGGCUACCGUCUCCAUACCCAUAGGUUAGGCCGCUGGAUAGAAGGUUUCGCAGUUUCUGAAGACGGUUGGAAACUUAUUGGUGAGGGAACACCACUAUCACCAGAGAAUGUCCAUCGUAGUUUUACGAAACAACUUUUAAGGAAUGGAGACUUUUUGGCUUCGAGAUGCUACUAUGAAAAUCUUCAAUCAAAGCCGGUGAACUUUGGAUCUGAAUUUCAUGAUGAAAUGUGCAAUUUCCACCUGCUGUACGUUUUCCCAUAUGGCUCUGCUCCAAACCUACGUUUCCGAACAUGCGCACAAGACGCCCAGGCUUUUCAUCUAAAAGAUGCAUUUUUCGCUGUUCCUGAAGUUAAAAAGUUUGUGGGGGAAAAAUCGGAUACCCAAUUUGGAUAUUGACAAUAUGUGUGACUCAAGAUGAGUAAAAACGUUAUUUAUCAGAAAUAAGAACCACAAUGAGAUGACAAGUUUGAUUAUAGCCGUAUGUGUAUACUAUACCUAGAUCUGGGAAACUGACACAUGCCAUGUCUGACUGACCGAAGCUAUCGACAUCCUGAAUAUUUGAAGGUCGGAAAAUGUCGUUAUAAAACCGUUUCAUCAAAUCUGCUGUCUAAGGACUGAAUAUCAAUAUUUCAACUCAAAUUCAUAUCUUACAGACAAAUGUAAUCAUUAUAUGUAAUUUGGAAUAAAAAUUCACAUUUUGCAAAA